CCCAGUACCCGAGCACUAGCGGCGGCAAGGCAACAAGUCUAGGGGGGAGAGAGGGAGGAGUAGUAGGCGGAAACGAAGCAACGGAAGCGUAAGCGUUAGGAGACGGGCGCCGAGGGAAGGAGGCAAGCGGAGGCCCCGCGCUCCGAUCACACCAAACGCUUCGUGCUGCUGCCCCCGCCGUGAUCCCAGGGCGGCGGGCCGAUCUCACCGCGGCCGCGGAGGCGAGCUUUUUAGGCGCGCCACCGCCGUCCGACGCCGCGAUCCAGAUCCAGCGUGGGGGGUUCGUGCCACUUUAUCUGUAUACACGGAAUCAGUGAUCGAUCAGAGUAAUACGAAGAGGGAGGGCCUGAUCGUUUGAUCUGCUCUAGUAGAGAAUGUCAGAGGGAAAUGUGGAUGGCAUCGAGAUAGCAAUUAGUAAUGAUGAGAGGAGGGACAGAGCAGAUGUCGAGAUCUCAGAGGACGAGCCGAGGCACACAAAAAUACGGUUGCUGAGGAAGAAAGCGCUGCAUGCAUCGACAAGGCUGACACACUCGCUGAAGAAGAGGGGGAAGAGGAAAGUGGACUGCAGAGUACAAAGGAUAGCGAUAGAGGAUGUCAGGGAUGCUGAGGAAGAGCAGGCGGUGAGCUCGUUUCGGGAGGUUUUGUUUGCUAGGGGCUUGUUGCCAGUCAAGCAUGAUGACUACCAUAUGAUGCUUAGAUUUUUAAAAGCAAGGAAGUUCGACCUUGAGAAGGCAGCACAGAUGUGGGCAGACAUGCUGCACUGGAGAAAGGAGUUCGGGACAGACACAAUUUUUGAAGAUUUUGAAUUCCACGAGCUAGAGGAGGUCCUGCAAUACUAUCCCCAUGGUUAUCAUGGGGUUGACAAGGAAGGAAGGCCAGUAUACAUUGAGUUGCUUGGGAAAGUAGAACCCAACAAGCUUGUACAAAUUACAUCAGUGGAGCGCUACAUUAAGUAUCAUGUGCAAGAGUUCGAGAGAGCUUUCCGUGAGAAAUUUCCUGCAUGCUCAAUUGCUGCCAAAAGGCACAUAGAUACCACAACUACAAUAUUGGAUGUCCAUGGCGUGGGCUGGAAGAAUUUUAGCAAGAUUGCGAGGGAUCUGGUGCGUUGUAUGCAAAAAAUAGAUGGUGACUAUUAUCCUGAGACACUACACCAAAUGUUUAUUGUAAAUGCUGGACCUGGUUUCAAGCUGAUCUGGAGUACUGUGAAGGGACUUCUUGACCCCAAGACAUCAUCUAAAAUCCAUGUUCUAGGAACAAAAUAUCAAAGCAGACUUCUUGAAGCUAUUGAUGCAAGCCAAUUACCUGAAUACUUCGGUGGAUCAUGCUCAUGUCCUAACCACGGAGGGUGCCUGAGGUCCAACAAAGGCCCCUGGAGCGAUCCUUCAAUCAUGAAGCUUGUACAUAGCAUGGAGUCAUUGAGGGAAAUUGGGCAAGUAUCUGAUAUAGAGGAAACAAUUACAGGCUCUGUCAGAUUGCGUGCUCUCAAGUUACCAGAACGAAUUAGUGACACAUCAAAUGCUGAAUCAGGUUCAGACAUUGACGAUCUUGGAUCCCCUGUGGCUCCUGAAGAUGUUGAAUAUCCUAGUUUGGCACCAGUUCGUGAGGAAGUGAGGGAAUCAGGAUCUACAACUUACAGUGGUUCUGAUGGCACAUCUCAUAUGGCGGAUAAAGUUGUAGGAUCCAACCAAAGAUACAACACUGCUGGAAAUGAAGCUAGACAGUUCAAUACUGAACAACGUUCCUUCGUAAAUGGGGCUUUACCUGCACCAGCAGGUCGGCGUGUCCCGAACAAUGGUGGGGGCAAUGCUGAUGAUGGGAUCUUGAAACAUUUAUCAAGAAAAGUUGUUGCUGUAUUUCUUAAAGUACUCUCUCUUUUGCGGUUUUUCAUUCGUCGGCGACAACACUUGGAAAACGUUCAUCCGCAUGCUACAACCGUGCCCCGUAAUCAGGCAGAUCUUCAGAUUAUUAGGGAAGAUCGUGUGAAUCCUUGCCUUGAGCGUCUUGAUCGACUUGAGUCAGUGUUUAAUCAGCUGAGCAGAAAGCCUCCAGAGCUUCCUCAGGACAAGGAUCAGGCCAUACAAGAUUCUUUUGACAGGAUAAAGUCCAUUGAGUUUGAUCUGGAGAAGACAAAGAAGGUAUUGCAUGCAACAGUUAUCAAACAAAUGCAGAUGGCUGAGACCUUGGAAGCUGUGAAGGAGUCUGAUCUUAGGAGGAGGAAAUUUUGUACAUAAUACACCUAAUUGCAAUUGUACAGAAACAAGAAACAAGUUGGUUACUUACUAAUAUCUGAUACCCGACAGAAUCAAACCACAUUGCUUUGUACAUGGCUGCCCUGGCCUACAGAGAUGAGCAAAUAGCAAUGGCAUCUUAGCCUCAAUAACAACAGAUAGUUGUCGACCUGUACACUGAGGAGAUGGUCAAAAACAGCAUCCUGGAAAAUGCCCAAACACCGUCCAGUUUUAUAGAGCAAAAGGAAUUAUAAAAGAGCAUUGCACAGCUUAUGCCCUCACCAUGCUUCUGUAUAUGCUCCUUUGAGCGUUGGCCCUCCUGAUCUGCCAUAUGUAUUCCAAUGCUCAGUGCAUUUUCUCCUCUCAUUUUUCGGAACAGUUAGUUUCACUUAUAAUUCAAUCCAUUUUUUGGUUGAUUACUUAAUACACCUAUCAAACUUCAUGAUUCAACUUGGUGGUGUUAACCGGGAUCAAGUGAGAACAAGUUUGAACUUAUUUCCGCCAUGCCCAAUGGUCAAGUUUUUGCAAGUUUGCAUUUAUACACCGUCAGCAUAUCGAGGAAUGAUGCUCAUCAGCAUCAUGAGCUGUCUGGCAGUCGAAGAUGCAUCCACUGAGCUGUCAAGGAGACCACAGCCAGAUGCCAGCUGGGAGGCGUCAUAUUCUGGCAGAACAGAAGUCCUGGGCAGCGAGGACGAGGAUGGGUGAGCCGUGAGCAUGCGAGAGCGCACAUGUCCGCGAGGAAAGGGUGGCGGAAAGGUCCAACUCUGAGCAUUUGAACCUGUCGAUGAUGAGAGAAUUUGUGUAAUUUUGACUUUGCCCUCUGACCCAGGAUGUACCAGUGCCCCAUUGAUUGUGACACUUCCGUAAGAUAAAUGUUUGCAGCUGCAAAUCAUCCUUGCC
Molecule: messenger RNA, 3128 nt
Organism: Setaria italica (foxtail millet)
Lineage: Eukaryota; Viridiplantae; Streptophyta; Magnoliopsida; Poales; Poaceae
Product: phosphatidylinositol/phosphatidylcholine transfer protein SFH6
Exons: 15
Coding region: 375-2231 (618 amino acids)
Source: RefSeq, a predicted model, not a curated record